CAAACAACACAACAACGAACGGGGGGUAUACCUGUCAUUAUACAGAUACGCUGGAGACUAGUUAUGGGCACGGGAGAAAGGCAGACCUGUGUUUAGUGAUGGGAUCAUCUCUGACUGUCACCCCUGCCUGCGAUAUCCCUGAGAUGGUAGGUGAGAGAGGACAGAAGUUGGUGAUAGUGAACCUGCAGUCGACACCCAUGGACCACCUCUGUGCUCUCAGGAUCUUUGCCAAGACUGACCAGGUGAGCAGUCUGCUGAUGAAGAAACUGGGUCUGGAGACCCCUCAGUUCCAGCUACGGAGAACUCUCAUCAUAUCAGCUACCUCCACCCCCUCAGGCCAUGUGGAGGUGGGCGUGGCAGGAGCCGAUGAUCUGGGCUAUCCCUUCUCGUUUGUGAAGGAGGUGACGGUGAGUGGAGGAGGGGAGAAGAUCAAGUGUUGUGAGGAGCCGUUCAAAGCCACAGUGGGCAUGGCCAAGGAGGGAGUGGGUGUGGCUAUUGAGGUAGUGUUCCAUGGUCACUACGGAGAGCCAGCGCUGAGUCUGCCAGUCAGAGUGGACCAGUCUCUGGAGAUGGUCAGCAUCUCCUUCAACCCUUUCCUCGCCCAGUGGACUGUGCAACGAGGGGACGACAGGGACGAACGAGAUCUAUCAGCGAAAAUGGACGCAGCAAAAAUUUGAACAAUGAUGAUAAAAACUUUUUUCCGUUUUUUAGAACAUGACAUGAUAUUAUUUUUAUGACAAUAUGAGAAAGAUUGAAAAUGAACGAGAUUUGUAAAAAUUGUCAAGAAGUUUUCUCAGAGUAAUCUUUAAGGAGAGAGCUGUCCAGAUGUGUGUUGAGGACUUUCGUCACUCGGGCCUUCUUCCUGGUCUUCUGGUUGGUGGUGGGAGCUCGUCUCUUGCGAGCCUCUCCCUGCAUGGACCCCAGGCCGAUGGACUGGAGGUGUUUGUCAAUAUCUGCCUCAGUGAGUCCAUCCACGCUCACUCUGUGCCACAGCCCACGAAACUCUUCCGCCAUUGGCAACUGGAGACUCUGGUCAUUGUAGAACACCACCUCUUCUUUGUCUGGACGACUUAUCUUCAUCACCAGACCUUCUUCCACCAACUUAGUCAUGGCCUUGUCUGGAUUAUGAACAGCCUCUCUGAUCUCGCUCACGGGGAUUCCCCCCAGCCCCUGUCUGUCGUUGUCCCUCAGUCUCUCGAGCAGCUGUCUCCGGUUCCUCACCCCCAGACCCAGCAUCGGCUGUGCGAGGGGAUGGCCCUGGUAGGUAAUCACUACGACCUACAUACCUUGAAGAG
Geodia barretti is the source of this 1295-nucleotide messenger RNA. Lineage: Eukaryota; Metazoa; Porifera; Demospongiae; Tetractinellida; Geodiidae. The record is from the annotation of a GenBank genome assembly.